UUUCUAUUUGAAAAUCAGCUAGUUUAUUCAUUUAAUUUUUUUUAAGUUCCUGAAACAAAGUUAUUUGCAAUUUAUAUGUUUCUGGGCCUGAGUUUCCUGGAAUAGUAAAGUCAUGUUAACAGAAACAGUGGAAAAGAAAAUUCAUGUUAAUGUAUACGGUAAGCUGUGUGGGUGUAAGUAGUUUUGGUUCUCAAUAUCUAUCCUAGGACCUCGCAUAGUGCAUGGCACCUGAUGCUACUCAAUAACUGUCUGUUGCCUGUGUGUUAAUAGCUCACACUUACCCAGUGCUCACUGUGUGCCGGGCAGGAUGAUAAUAUUCUUCUUGCAGAAUCUCAUUUAAUCCUCAGGACAGUCUUUUAAGUAGCCACUGUUGUUAUCCCCACUACCUUACAGAUGAGGAAACCGAGGCUUACGUAUAUUUUCAUUCAUUUAUUCAACAAAUAUUUAUUCAGGACCUGCUAUGUGCUGGGUACUGGAGAUAUAGCAGGGUUUAAAGCACACCAAAUCCUUGCUCUCAUGGAAUCACCCUUCUGGGUAAUUUUCUAAAAUCACAAAAAUACUGGGUUGAGGGUAGCCCUUAAACCUAGGUGGUCUGAUUCCAGAACGUGCAAUCUUAACUGUUGUUUUAUUGGUAGAUGAAUGGAUUGAUGAGUGUGGUGAACAAAAAUUGUGACUAUCCAUUUCACAAACAGCUUCGUGGUUGCCCUUUAGCUCCAGCUUGGAUGGUUAGAUUGCCCUGUCUGAAGCUGGAUCUUUUUUUUUUUUUUUUUUGAGAUGGAGUCUCUUGCUCUGUCACCCAGGCUGGAGUGCAGUGGCGUGAUCUUGGCUCACUGCAACCUCUGCCUCCUGGGUUCAGGCGAUUGUCCUGCCUCAGCCUCCCGAGAGUUGGGACUAUAGGUGCACACUGCCACGCCCUGCUAAUUUUUUGUAUUUUAGUAAAGAUGGGGUUUCGCCAUGUUGCCCAAGUUGGUCUCGAACUCCUGAGCUCAGGCAAUUCGGCCUCCCAAAGUGCUGGGAUUACUGGCAUGAGCCACCGCGCCUGGCCAAGCUGGGUCUUUUGAAUGGCUAUGGAGUGUUCGGUGAGGCAACCCUAGGUGAUAUCAUAACACCUCUGUUUAUCCAGAAGACAAUUAGUAUAUAUGUUAUCUUGUUAGAAUCCAUGUGCCAAAAAUAGAAAUAGGAAAGGCAAAUAAGUAUAUAUCCCUAGAUUGUCAAAAUGGUGAUUGAGAAUUGCAUGAGAUACUGGUUUUCUGCCUACAGUCAUGUCAAAUGUGUUACAGUGAACAUGUGUCUGGGGGUUCAUGGAGUGAGGGUAGGGAUUAUGGAUCAGGGACAACAUUACUUCAAGAGCAAAGGUCAGAGACAUCAACAAUAGGCAUCACCAGUUUUACUAUCCUUUUCCAGAUAGUCCAUUGUUGCUUGCACCAAGUUGAGACUUUCUUUGCAACAAAGAAUGGGGGAAACAUUUAAAAGGUAAUAACUUUCCCUACAUGUGAUCCAGUUUUCUUUAAUGCCAUGCCACGUGCCAACGAAAGUCUCACAGAGCUUCUGUUUCAGUUCACAUACAUUUUAUCAUUUAUGGAGCUCCUUUUUCCUGGGGUCUGUUCUAGGAGUUUUGUACAUUUUAUCUCAUUUAAUUCUCACGUCAACCUUAUGAGGUAGGCAUUGUCAAUGUCACCAAUUUAGGGGGCAAAGCAGCUGAGGCUCAGCAACGUUAAGGUCCAAGGUCAUGAAGGUAAUCAGUCAUCUGCAGAAGCAAGAUUUUGACUCAGUUCUGUCUGAUGCUACUGUCGUUAUCCAUAAGCGAUGUAUAUUUUAGCUAGAAAACUGGAAUGGUUACUCAACUUCACAUUAAUUCUUUACUUUAUUGCUUCUAUAGAAGCUCUCUCCCCUCAGAGAGCAUCAGUGGUACAGGGUCUUGCUCAGGAAAUAUGUGUAAAAGAGGGAAGCUGCUGGACUUCGGAGAUCUGGGGUCCAGUGUAGGUUCUGUCACUGAGAUCUUCAAAGUCACGCAAACUCAAGUUUCCUCUUGUGGUUUUUUUCUUCCAUGGAGCAUAAUGGAAGUAAGACAUGAUGUCAGCAUGCAUGAACAACUGUUGGAACUCAGCGUGCUCACCUCAGCAUUAACAGAAAGUGCCUUUACAAAAACUUUGAAGACAUUAAACACAGGCCCCAGCUGGAUGUGGAAACGUGUAGGGAAGUACAUGCCAUUUGACAAGCACCUGGUGAAGAUGGCUGUGAACAGUCUUCAUCAGAUGGAUCUGUCUGUAGAAACUCUGUUCAGCUUCAUGCAGGAGCGCCAGAAAAGAUACGCCAAGUACGCCGAGCAGAUCCAGAAAGUGAACGAGAUGUCGGCCAUCCUCCGCCGCAUACAGAUGGGCAUCGACCAGACCGUGCCCCUGCUGGACAGGCUCAACAGCAUGCUGCCCGAGAGCGAGCGGCUGGAGCCCUUCAGCAUGAAGCCCGACCGCGAGCUCAGGCCGUAGCUGCCCCCGGCCUGCCCGGGGCUGGGAGCCCCAGACACCGACACCCUGAGGACGUUUGGAGCCAAGGUCGUAUCAUCUGACCAGGUCUGGAGGCUAGCGGGAGGCUCCCUGAAAGUGGGUGCGAAGGAGUCCGGCUCGCGUGAAAAUGUGACUUCGCCCAACUCUUUUCCUUGAUGCAGUUUCCCUAUGUGGAAGGAACCUAACCAGUUCUCGGUGAUAACUGAAGGUGGAACAUGUGAAUUAUUAGGAAUUCUUUGAAGAACUCUGCAUUGAGAAUUACUUGUAUUUAGUUUUUUUUUUAAUUGAGAGUAUAUAGUCCAGUCCAGGUACUGGAAUAAAAAUAUGGAGACAAGGGGAGGAAUAUUUUAAGAAGCUCCGUGUUCUCGAUGCCCUCAUGAAAUUUUCAGCAGGCUCUCUGGUUUAUGUGUGGUCAACUUGAAAAACUAAUUGAAUCUAGGUCUCUGUGUUGUUCCUGUUUCUACCCUGUUUCCGUCACACCAAGCCCUUAUCUGGGGCGCGUCUUCCUGCCCAGGUGGAACACUGGCGUUUUGUUGACUGUCAGGUUAUGGUGUCCCUUAGUCGUCAUCAGAAACUGAAGCCUCCCUUUCCACACCCUCAUCAGAUUCAUCUCCACUGAUAGCCGGUUUCUUUGAUGCAGACAUAGUUUAGCUUUCUCUGACUGCAGAGAUCUCUCAUUCCGCAGGCACUUCUUGAGCCCAUUUGAUGUGUCCAGUAUUGUGCCAGGGAUACAAAUAUGGCCAUAUAGCCUCGGGCCUUCAUUUCUGAAAAGAAAAAAACUCAAAAAGCUGCUGAAUUUCUCUGGGAGUUUAGGAAAGGAAGUUAUCUGAGUAACAACGAAAGUGCUUAGUGUCGUACUUUGCACAUCAUAGGUGUUCCAAUGGAAGCAAGGACUGGAGGCGCAAAGGAUAGAAUGUGGGGAGGGGACCUAGGCAGACGCCUUGAGACUAAAAGCCAGCGCUGAAGGGAGUCGCUGUCGCUGGGGCCGGGAUGGCAUGCAGGCGUUCCUGCAAGCGUCGGGAGGUGUGUUUUCAGAUGCCAGAAAGAGCCUUCAGUAGAUUCACAAGAUUAAAAUUGAUCCGCUUAAUUUAAUGUAUCCCAGCUAAACUUGAUCUGAUUCCAGUCUUGGUUUGGGACAGGGUCUUGCUCUGUUGCUCAGGCUGGAGUGCAGUGGCGCAGUCAUAGCGCGCUGCCUCCUCAAACUCCCGGGCUGCAGUGAUCCUCACGCCUCAGACUCCUGAGUAGCUGGGAUUACAGGUGUGUGCCACCAAAUCCAGCUAAUUUAAAAAAAAAAUUAAUUUUAUGUUUUCAAAUUUGAAAGAAUAGUACAAUGAAUAUUCAUAUUUCUUUCACCUAGAUUGACAAAAAGUGGUAUUUUUAAGACAUCACCAUCAUUGUCUUUCUUCUGGAGUAUACAGAACCCAGUUCUGAACACAGGGAUAUGUUUGUAGCUUCGAAGAAUGAAGGGCUGUUUACAGAGCUACAAAAAUAGCUCAGGUGCCGUUAUCCUCACUGCACUUAAUACAGGUGACGCAUGAAAGCACAGAGUGGGCGGCAGUUCAAGCUUGCGAGGGCCGAGCCUUUCCACUGCCGCAGCGGGUAGUGGUUGGCACAGGGCAGGAUGGCAGACCCAGCGCACAACAAACAAAUCCCGCAGUCAGCCAGCUCUCCAGCCAACUGUGUCUACUUCUAAAGUAGAAGUUAGACAAAACCUGGGGUUCACUUAGAUUGGGGUCCUGAGUAGGUAAGUGAUAGGCUACUUAUUACUGGGUGGAAGCAGAGAAGUAUGGCAGAAGAACAACAAUAGGCAAAUUCAAUACUUCUGGAAAGAAUUCUAGUUAGUUUAAUAUUUUGAUGGCGUGUUGUGGUUUUUGCAGUGUCAUGAACUUGGCUAAACUGAACUGUGUUCCCAGAAUUCCCUUCCUUGCUUGUUUCUCUGGUGAGGGUUGGCCACGAGAGAGAUUUGCAUGAGUUUGGGAAGUGGAAGUAGAGCAACAGCCAUGCGUAUUCACUGGAAGUCGAGGUAGGUCAGGCCCUGUUCCAUCGCGUGCACGUUACCAUGGAUCUCCUGCACCUGUGGUGUGGGCAGCCGCUGGGCCCACAGCUCCUCCCACUCCCGCAGAACUCUGCCUUUGGCUUUUCCAAAUCCUGGGCCAGGUAUGAGAGCCACCUUCUUGGUCUGCAGCCACAAGAAUGAAGGUCUGGGGAUGAGAGGCCAGCGCGGGCUCUGAUGAGAGACAGGUGCAGGUCCCGGCUUGUGGCUUGCAGGUCUCGGUUGUACUUGCUCUCCCUCACCUUCCUUUCCAACCACCUGGCCUAUGGUCGGGUGAAGAAGAAACAGCCGAACCGAGACUUUUACCAGCCCCUGUAAUUGCUUAGGUCAAACCCCUUUCACAAUCCUCUCUUUCUACAUCAUUCCUAGUGGUUCUUCUCUGAUGGAACCUCUGACUGGUAACAUGGCGUUACCAGUCCUUUCCCUCUCGUGUUUUGCUGUUUCCUGAUGGAACCUGGGAAUCGGAGUGAUUUGUAUUUCAAGAAGCAGUUAUGCUGGAUCUCUUUGUUGGUUAAUACCCCAUGACCUAUCUGGCUGUUACGGGAUAUUUCAGGGAUAGGAGCUGUGAAAGAGCCCUUGGCUGGACGUUUCUAGCCUUAAUCUUUGGCCAUUUCAUUUCCCUGAGCCUCAGUUUCCACCUUCCGACAGCGUGAGCUGGUCUGGGUGGGUUCUCAAGGCCCUUUCAGCUCGAAGAUUCCAAGUCUGUGAUUCCGAUACAUCUUGACUACAAUGAGCGUGUUUACCUGUGUCUCUGAGCAGUGGCCCUAGGCCUUGGUAGUGACUUUAAAUUCUGAGCUCCCAAGGUACGGCUGCUUUUCUUCCUUUUAAUUAUAAAUUAGCUGUUCAUUGGCUGCUUCUUUCUAGAGCCUGUUUUGCUUAUCUUGUGAUCUGUUCAUUUCUGUUGAUGAACACUGUCAAAUAGGCCUGUAUCUGCAAUCUCCUGGUUUCCCUGGUCAAAGUGGAAGGUUGGUAGAAACUGGCCUUCACUCGUUGUAUUAGGUGUAUAUAUAAAUUUAUAAUAAGUGGGCCGGGCGCGGUGGCUCACGCCUGUAAUCUCAGCACUUUGGGAGGCCAAAGCGGGCAGAUGACGAGGUCAGGAGAUCGAGACCAUCCUGGCUAACACGGUGAAAUCCCGUCUCUACUAAAAAUACAAAAAAUUAGCCAGGCAUGGUGGCGGGCACCUGUAGUCCCAGCUACUCGGGAGGCUGAGGCAGGAGAAUCGCCUGAACCCAGGAGGCAGAGGUUGCAGUGAGCCUAGAUCGUGCCACUGCACUCCAGCCUGGGCAACAGAGUGAGAUGCCAUCUCAAAAAAAACCCCAAAUAUAUAUAUAUAUAUAUAUAUAUAUAUAUAAAACGAAUUGUGGAGUUAAGAGCAAGUGAUAGUGUAGCCUUUACAGAUUUCAUGUCUUUGUUUCCCUCAAAGUUUUAUUCUUAGUAACUCUAUAUAUAGUUUUAUAGACUACAUAUAUAGUCUCCUGUGUCUUAGAUAACAUCCUUAAAAUAUGAAAUAUAUUUUGAAUCUAGAUACCUACCCAGUGUUGUCUGCACAGAGUAAAUAUUUCAUUAAAUGAGUUUCAAGGACUCCAUAUCCCGAUAUAGGAGUACAUUCAAGAAAUGAGUUUAGGCCGGGCGUGGUGGCUCACACCUAUAAUCCCAGCACUUUGGGAGGCCGAGAUGAGUGGAUCACCUGAGGUCAGGAGUUCCAGACCAGCCUGACCAACAUGGUGAAAACCCAUCUCUACUAAAAAAAAUACAAAAAUUACCCAGGCAUGGUGGCUGGUGCCUGUAAUCCCCGCUACUUGAGAGGCCAAGGCGGGAGAAUCGCUUGAACCUGGGAGGUGGAGGUUGCAGUGAGCCAAGAUCGUGCCAUUGCACUCCAGCCUGGGCAACAAGAGUGAAACUCCGUUUAGAAAUCAGUUUAGUUUGGGAGAAUCUGCUUUUUGAGUAAAAAAGUUUGAUUUUGUGUAUGUGUGCGUCUGUAUAUAUGUUUCUGUAUGCUGAGUAUUUCUUUGCGGCUUCUUCAGAGUUAUGAAAGAGGUUGGGAAUGUUACCCGUACAUUAUAGGUAUUACAAACUCGGUUUUACAAGGUUGCAUAAACUAAUGGCCCUGGGGCGACUGACAUGUGCCACUUUUGUGUUGAUUUGUAGAACUUACUUAGCUUUGGCAUUUCCCCUAGUAAGUCCCAAGGCAAAACCAGGAAUUGUCAGAGACGUGACCAAACAUGUAUUAAAAUUCUAGUGUAACUGGGAA
Messenger RNA from Symphalangus syndactylus (siamang), 6808 nucleotides. It is a transcript of the gene BORCS5, whose product is annotated as BLOC-1 related complex subunit 5. Gene Ontology annotation, cellular component: synaptic vesicle membrane; cytoplasmic side of lysosomal membrane; BORC complex. Gene Ontology annotation, biological process: organelle transport along microtubule; positive regulation of anterograde synaptic vesicle transport; lysosome localization. The record is from RefSeq and is a predicted model, not a curated record. Lineage: Eukaryota; Metazoa; Chordata; Mammalia; Primates; Hylobatidae.